This is a messenger RNA of Aedes aegypti (yellow fever mosquito), 2252 nucleotides long. Its product is annotated as pancreatic lipase-related protein 2. The transcript is spliced from 4 exons. Lineage: Eukaryota; Metazoa; Arthropoda; Insecta; Diptera; Culicidae. Gene Ontology annotation, biological process: lipid metabolic process. Gene Ontology annotation, molecular function: triacylglycerol lipase activity; protein binding. Bases 494 to 2098 code for a protein of 534 amino acids. The record is from RefSeq and is a predicted model, not a curated record.
GAUCGCGAUCAGUCACCGCCCGAAGUUGAACGCGCUAACACAUUUCCCCGGCAUCCUCGAAUUACACAUAGCAGCGACCUGUUUAAAAGUUCACAUCAUUUCCAGAGAAGAAUCAAUUUUUCCUCAGAACGAGGAAGUAACUUGCUUCCCGUAUCACUUGGACAUUCCUUAUCAGCAGCAGCAGCCGUUCGGAGCGAUUCUGUGAAGAAAUUCUGCGUGCAUCGUCGGUGAACUCUUGACCGAAAUCUGGGCAUUUUAUUGUGACGUUCGCGCGUUGAUUAACUGGGUACUUGUCGGGUGGAUUGCAAGUUCUAAGAUUGACGGUGGCGAUAAGGGCUAGAUCGCGUUCUAAUCGCGCAUCGAAGAGCAACCUGAACUUGAUCUACUGAGAGUGGACGUGAGGUCGUCAGUGCAUGUGGUCGCAGUUUUGCGAGAAGAAGAAUAGUGUUUUUGAAAGUGUUGGAUUAGUGGAUGCAGAAGACUCGCGGAAAAAAUGAACGGAACGGGAUUGCUGUUACCCACGCUUAUGCUGUUGUCGCAAUAUUCUGAAAACAGCUUGGUUACGCGAUAUCCGGCCAUCAACGAGGAGUAUCGAGCAGAUCCCAACAACCCGGUAUGUUACGGAAUGUACGGAUGCUUCCCAAUUACCCAUCCGUGGACGGACGAGCGCCGCCCUAUCGCUCUCUACCCGGAGUCCCCCGCUAAGUUGGACGUUCGCUUUCCGGUGUUCAACCACCGAGCGCGAACCUGGCCCAAGUUCAUCAACCUGGACGAUCCGGACUACCUGCUCGAUGUGGGAAUCAACGCCACGGGGCGGAUCUACGUCAUCACGCACGGCUUUUUGGAGUCGGGCAAAGCCAAGUGGGUCGAGCGGAUGAUCAACCUCAUUCUGGAUCAGGACGCCGAAAGCACCUGCAUUGUGAUCGACUGGGGUGGCGGUUCAAGCCCCCCGUACAACCAAGCCAGUGCCAACAUCCGGCUGGUGGGAGCGAUCGCUGCGCAUAUGAUCAACUUGAUUGCUGAAGAAUUCCGGCUUAAGGACCUAGAUAACGUUCACAUGAUCGGUCACUCCUUGGGAGCACAUCUGUGCGGCUACACCGGGUACUAUCUGAAGAAAGACUUCAAUAUGACACUCGGUCGUAUCACCGGCCUGGAUCCGGCCGAGUUGGCGUUCACCGAAACGAAUCCGAUGGUGCGAUUGGAUGUUACGGAUGCCAAAUACGUGGACAUCGUGCACAGCGACGCGACGCCAUUCGUUCCGAAGAUCGGCUUGGGUUUGUACGAGCCCAUUGGGCACUUGGAUUUCUACCCGAACGGAGGUUUCAACCAGCCUGGGUGCGAUCAGACGCUCAGGAAGCGGAAGGAUGGAAUGUGGAUCUCAAGCAUGUUCCAGUUCUUUAGCUGUAGCCAUGGUCGGGCGAUACAUCUGUACACUGAGAGUAUGCGUACCAAGUGCCCGUUUACGGCGAUCACUUGCGAAAGUUACGAGCAGUUUUUGGCUGGAGAUUGCUUCGAUUGCGAUCAGGAUGGCCAUAUGUGCUUCCAGUUUGGGUUCCAUAGUCAGAACAGUUACCGAAAAAUGCUGGACGCGAAACAAUUGAUUGGAAAUCAGGAAAUUCAGGCGUUCUUCAUCACGGGUGCUGGUGAGCCGUAUUGUCGUACGCACUACAAGGUGUUGAUCAAGGUCUCCGAUACGGAAGAGAGUGUUAUCCACGGGGGAGAGAUCGGCCGCUUCCAUAUGAGUAUAUACGGAAGCAAGGGCGAACACUCGGACAAGCUAGCGUUCAGUGAAGAUGCUGAAUUAUACGAACCGGGUCAGAACUACACCCGAGUCUUGGCCGGUACCAGUGUGGGCAAACCGCGGAAGCUAGCAGUCAGUUGGGAGUACAACACCAGCUUCCUGAAUCCACUAACGUGGCGGAUCCUGAACUCCCCGCGGGUCUACAUCGAGUACAUCAUUCUGCAGUCGUUGGAGUACAAAAGCAAGAUCCGGCUCUGUCCAAGCUACAACAUGCCGGUGACGAACAACGUGGACAGUUGGUUCACAAUGGCGAACUGCCGCUACUAUCCGGUCCCGCUGGAAACCGAGCUCAGUUGAACGGGCUCGCUGCUGUUGUCUUCAGGGGUCUUCAGAGACCCCGCACCGCAUCAAUGCAAAUCAACCAGUAAACUUAGAAAUAUCUCAUUAAGUUUAAUGUUUAGUCACUUAAGUAACCACGUAUUAGUAUUUUAAACGCAAUAAUCUUGAACCA